Molecule: messenger RNA, 1910 nt
Organism: Manduca sexta (tobacco hornworm)
Lineage: Eukaryota; Metazoa; Arthropoda; Insecta; Lepidoptera; Sphingidae
Product: SOSS complex subunit B homolog
Exons: 2
Coding region: 318-869 (183 amino acids)
Biological process (GO): mitotic cell cycle checkpoint signaling; response to ionizing radiation; double-strand break repair via homologous recombination
Cellular component (GO): SOSS complex
Molecular function (GO): DNA binding
Source: RefSeq, a predicted model, not a curated record
CAAGUGCCAAAUGUCAAUCAAAAUAUGACAAAACUUUAAAAAUCAAAACCUAGAAAAAUUAAAAAUUAAGGCGUUUUGAUUAGCUGAUUCUUUAGUCUCUAUGUUUAGUAUCUGCUAUUAUUACUCGACAUUGGGAAUAUAACCGAUAAAUAAACGGUGGCAGCCAUAAUAUAAAAGGAGAAGAAAACCAAAACCUAUUUUUUCUUAUUUUUCAUUUGGGGUGAUUAUGAGCUAGCGCUUCUGACUUUGGUUAUGAUCGUUUGUUUAUACUAUUGGAGACAUCACAUUUACUAAAGAGUUAUAAGCCUGGAAGCAUCAUGAGUAAUAUAGAGUAUGUUCAAAUAAAAGACUUAAAGCCAGGCAUGAAGAAUAUAAAUGCGGUGUUUAUCGUACUGGAGGUAGGCCCACCAACGCUGACGAAGGAGGCGCGCGAGGUGCGCACGCUAAGAGUGGCGGACGCGACCGCGUCGGUGAACCUGUCGGUAUGGGACGAGCCAGGAGCACUGCUGCAGCCCGGCGACAUUGUGCGACUCACGCGCGGCUACGCCUCGCUGUGGCGCGCCGCACUCACGCUCUACUCCGGCAAAUCUGGCGAUAUACAAAAGGUGGGCGAGUUCUGCAUGUUGUUCAACGAGCAGGUGAACAUGAGCGAGCCGCAGCCCGCGGCACCGGCGGCGCCCGCGCGCUCGGCCGCCGCGCCGCCGCCCGCGCCGCCUGCCGCGCCCGCGCCUGCCGCGCACGCGCCUGCGCACAACAACAAGGGGGAGCGGUUCGCACCCGCGCACGCCCCGACCGACCACGGCGGCAAGCACGCGCACAAGACGUACGUGCGCGGCCGCGGACACCAGCGCGGCAACACGCGCAGGUAGCGCGCCGGACCAGCCGCAUUACACGUUACUCGCUGUAGUGGAUCUUACAUGUCGCGGUGUUGCGCCGAUACUGACGCACCAGGCUCAGAUCCUCAUUCACUGGAUGUUGUAACUUGUAUUUGUGAAAUUGGCUACUUGACAAUUCUCUGAAAGUUAUAUUUAUCUUAAAACAUGGAGAUCGAAGAACAUAAUUGUAAUAUUAUAAUAUUAUUAUGGAUGAUGACAAAAAAUUAUGAGGUCGCACGAUGCACAAUCACAGCAGCCCGCGUUUCGGUUCUUGUAAUCAAUAGAUAAAACAUGACAAAUUUAUUUUGCAAAAAUACAACAUUUACAAUUUAUUUCAGCACAUAAAUGGUACAAUUUCUUAUUUUUCACUUAUAAGAAAUAUAAUACUAUUUAUGGUAUGUAUGUAUGUAAUAAAUAAUAUUAUAUUUCCUACUUUAUCGUAAUAGUUCUGUGAAGUUGCCAGUUAUUAUGUUUAGUACAAAUUCGCCACUCUCAAUAGAUAAACAUUUAUACGUGAUACGACAACAAAAUCGUAACCGAAAUAUAAUAAUGUAGGCUAUUGUUUUACAACAUAUUAUUUGAUUAGAUUUGUAUUUGUUUUUUGACCUGGCCUGAAUGCAGAAUGCCUGACGACACUCGGCCCUUUCAACUCCCCACACCGGACUUUCGGAUGAUCGGUUUAGACACGACACGACACGGGCGCGGCACGGAGCUCGGCUCGAGGCUCGCGGGGCCGUACGCGGGUCGGGGCAGCGAGUUCCACGACUUAUUAGGUUUAAUGACCAGAGUGGUCGAAUCGGACGGUACAGAUGUGGAAGGUGCCCAUUCCGCGCGAUCAAGAACAAAAUCUGCACCUGAAGCGUGCUUGAACAACAUAUUUAAUGUAUUCCAUAGUCAGUGUAAAUAGGAGAGAUGGGAUCACAAAAAUGGACCCGGCAUAAUAAUAUAAAAAAAUUAAAUGUACACGAUGAUGCAUUGUAGAUGUUUUGUUUAAUUGUAGAAGUUGACAAUGAAUAAAUGUCUUCAUCAUAACAA